Molecule: messenger RNA, 2521 nt
Organism: Macadamia integrifolia
Lineage: Eukaryota; Viridiplantae; Streptophyta; Magnoliopsida; Proteales; Proteaceae
Exons: 3
Coding region: 538-2370 (610 amino acids)
Source: RefSeq, a predicted model, not a curated record
AUGAUGGCUGAUCCCAAGUCUACCUCUGCAACCCUUCUCCUAUUGAUUCCAAAGAACCUCCUGAUAUAUUUGCUCAGAUCACCCUCUACUCAUGUUCCAAGUGUUGUGGCCCCACAUAUUACAGCUGUUGUCUGAAUGAAAGCUAUGAAAAGUUGUUGACUAGGCAGAAAAUAUUGUUUAUGGCUAGUGAUACAAGGUGAAAACCCAAUGGAGGAAAGGCCAUGAGGUUUCAAUAUGAGUAAGCGGAAGCCAAAGGUUAUCUAUUUAUUCUGCUUUCUGAAUGGCCACAUCAGUCCUAUUUGUGGGAUUAUAGCUUCCCAUCAAGCUGGCUGUUCAACUGCCAGUCUGGCAGACAUUUUGCAUGUGUAUUCAGACACUCCAUGCAUAUGUAUAAUUUAUGGAUUGCUUUUCUAUUUUCUUUCUUUUAAAUGGAAAAUGAGAUGGGGAAAAUAUGAACAAAUAAGCAUCAAUCACAAGCUUGUCUAUUUCAUGAUUCUAUGUAUGUGUUUUGAAGCUUCUUAUUGGCAGGGGUAGAUCAUGGCCUUCAAGGGAAACAAGAAAGUUGCAUCUGCUGCUGAGGCAUCAUCCAAACCAGGAAACCCGAAGUCACUGAAGCCUAAACGCAAAAUUGUGAAAAAAAUUUCAGAUAGGACAAAAGAUUCCACUGCUGAACAGAUUCAGGGGAAACCAAAUCAUGAGAACAACACAAACGAGAGUAUAGAAGAAAGCAAGAAAGUUGGGCCCGCCGCUGAGGCAUCCUCAAGACCAUUGUCAUCCAAACCAGGAAACCCAAAGUCAUUGAAGCUUAAACGUAAAAUUGUGAAAAAGAAGAAUGCUAUCAAUCAAACGAAAAAUGGAAGCAAGAAAAAUUUGCUGGAAGUGAACAGAGAGAAGAAUAUCAUCGAUGAAAAUAGCCGGAGGGAUAGAGAGGACAAGGAAGAGUUGGGUGGUAAUGCUAUCAAUCAAACAAAAAAUGGAAACAAGAAAAAAUCAAAGGAACUGAACAGAGAGAAGAUUAUCAUCAAUGAAAAUUGCCAGAGGGAUCAAAAGGACAAGGAAGAGUUGGGUGGGUUGAUUUUCUUUUGCAAUGAAAAAACCAAACUAGAUUGUUUCCGUUAUGGGGUCAUGGGAGUCCCACAGAGCCAGAAAGAGCUAGUAAUGGGAAUAAAACCUGGUCUAAAGCUCUUCCUCUAUGAUUUUGAUCUCAAGCUUAUGUAUGGGAUUUACAAGGCGUCUUUUGCUGGUGGUUUGAAGCUGGAGCCUGCUGCUUUUGGCGGGGCUUUCCCUGUUCAGGUGCGGUUCAUGGUUCACAGGGAUUGUUCCCCGCUACCUGAGAGUGUUUUUAAGAGAGCAAUUGAGGAUAAUUAUGAUGAAAAGAAGCACAGGUUCAAGACUGAGCUUACUGUCCUGCAAGUAAAGAAACUUACAAGUCUGUUUCAGACUUCACCUCAUGUCCAGUCAACUGCACAUUUCAUUCAGGCCCCUCUUCAACAACAACUUCGAGCCCCACCAAUGCCAACUUUACCAGCAGGAGAAGUUUCCGAGGGCAGAAAAGACCUUCCACACCAUGCAACCAAGGAAACGUUCUUGAGUGAUCCUUACUCCCUUGAUGGAGGCAGGCUGUACUUUUUGCCAUCUGAACAUAUAAGUGGGCAGCUUUCUAGAAAAUAUUUUCCGACCCACACGGUGGGAGCCCCCACUCUACAGGAAGAGGCAAUCAAUCUUGAUCCGCUGUUUCUGACGGAGAAAGAAUAUCGAACUUAUGGUCUUUCAAGAGAAAGACGUACCUUUAUGCCAUCUACUUUUAUUGAUCGCAAUGCUCCUAUGGUAGACUUGUACCAGAAGGAUCAUGAAAGGGAGCAGCUUGUAUGGCAUGCUGGUCCGCAGCAGAGAGAAACAACCUCUAAAGAAAUAGACCAAGUUCGUCGUGAUCCCCUUUUUCUGAGUGAGAAGGAUUAUCGAUCUUAUGGUCUUGGGCAAGAACCUCCAUCUUUAAUCCCUCAUGCUGCUGUAGCCACUAGUGCUUCCACAGUUACCUAUGCAAAAGUUCCAAAUUAUCCUCAUCAUUAUGAUUCUAUAUCCUCAGAUGCAUAUUUUCUGGCUCCUCGAAGCGAGGCGACUUCUUCGGAACCAUAUCCUCUUGUCCCAAGGAAAGACGUUUGCCUCACAAAUUAUGAUUACCAAGAAAGGGGCUCUACUGAUUUCUCAAGAAGUGGAGCUGAUGGAGGAGGAUUAUAUUCAAGAUAUGCUGCCAAUGCUUUGUCAGAUUACAAUGAAAAACAUAACCAUCCCAGGGGCAGACAUGAGCUUGCAUCCUCAUCAGUCUCAUCUCAAUACUCAUUUGGUGGCCCAUCACUGACUUACUGCUGACCUAAGUUCGCAUGUAUAUGAAAUAAGUUAUUAGGCAAAUCUCCAUUUCAUCUUUUUUUCUGGAGGUCAUGUUUUUGGGUCAAAACUCAGAGAAUUGCAUGCAAGUGUACCAUUGUUUACCCGUUAAUCUGAUGGAGCAGUUUUGAGGUAA